AUGGUCCUGAGUGGGGCGCUGUGCUUCCGAAUGAAGGACUCGGCCCUGAAGGUGCUCUAUCUGCACAACAACCAGCUUCUGGCCGGAGGGCUGCACGAGGGGAAGGUCAUUAAAGGUGAGGAGAUCAGUGUUGUCCCCAAUCGGUCACUGGAUGCCAGUCUGUCUCCAGUCAUCCUGGGUGUCCAGGGAGGGAGUCAGUGCCUGUCGUGUGGGACAGAGAAGGAACCAACUCUGAAACUGGAGCCCGUGAACAUCAUGGAGCUCUACCGCAGCGCCAAGGAGUCCAAGAGCUUCACCUUCUACCGGAGGGACAUGGGACUCACCUCCAGCUUUGAGUCAGCCGCCUACCCAGGCUGGUUCCUCUGCACAGCGCCCGAGGCUGACCAGCCUGUGAGGCUCACCCAGAUCCCCAAGGACGCUGCUUGGGACACCCCCUGGGACGCCCCCAUUACGGACUUCUACUUCCAGCCCUGUGAUUAG
Messenger RNA from Marmota flaviventris (yellow-bellied marmot), 480 nucleotides. It is a transcript of the gene Il36rn, whose product is annotated as interleukin 36 receptor antagonist. Gene Ontology annotation, biological process: cellular response to lipopolysaccharide; inflammatory response to antigenic stimulus. Gene Ontology annotation, molecular function: cytokine activity; interleukin-1 receptor binding. The record is from RefSeq and is a predicted model, not a curated record. NCBI's taxonomy places the organism in Eukaryota, Metazoa, Chordata, Mammalia, Rodentia, Sciuridae.